This is a messenger RNA of Daldinia vernicosa, 2519 nucleotides long. Its product is annotated as putative multicopper oxidase. Gene Ontology annotation, molecular function: oxidoreductase activity; copper ion binding. The transcript has 5 exons. Bases 407 to 2233 code for a protein of 608 amino acids. NCBI's taxonomy places the organism in Eukaryota, Fungi, Ascomycota, Sordariomycetes, Xylariales, Hypoxylaceae. The record is from RefSeq and is a predicted model, not a curated record.
ACAUCGUCGCUCAGCAUUGACGGCUUUUUUUCCCCGGUAGGGUCUGACAGUCAACAAGCCAUGUGCAAAUCUUAUUUGACAGGUCCUAGAUGUAACCCACCAGACAAUCUAUAGAUGCUAGCCGCAAUGCCGAUGACGCUUACAAUACCCUUUCCAGAGUGAAAAGUACUCUAUAGACAUUAGAAAGGGAUAAUACCCAUGUCUCACAGUGUUCGUAUGAUUACUUCCCAAACUGUCUGUUUAUUUAAUAUCGUAUAAUAGGUUAGCCCACUUGACCUGGAAUGAGAUGGUUUCCUUCUUUUAUAGAUUGUGGUGUCCCCCACGAAGUUUCUCUGGUCAACCUUGACAUUGUUUCUUUAUUCCUCUGGCUUCCUUGAGGCCGUCCGAUCGUUAUUUGAUUUUUGUAAUGGGGUUUCUUAACUUUUGCUGUUGCUUAGUCGGCGAGCUUUCGUUAACCGCACAAAAUGGCAACUCUCUUUGGGGCACGCUCCUAGCCCAAACCCUUCCACCAUUUAUGCUUGGGAAUGGAGGAUUCAACGUUAUCCCGUGGGGCGAUAGGGGGGUUGGGUCGAGCAAUCCCUAUACUGAUGCACCGCACACCGGUAUAACGCGCAGAUACGAGUUCAACGUCAGUCGAGGUAUAAUCGCGCCAGAUGGAUAUCAGAAAGACGUGCUGCUUGUUAAUGACCAAUUUCCCGGACCGCUGGUUGAGGCCAAUUGGGGUGAUUAUAUCGAGGUGAAGGUCACAAAUUCCAUCAACGACGGACCACCGGAAGGGACAGCGAUUCACUGGCACGGUUUCUUGCAAACAGGGACGCCGUGGAUGGACGGCGUUCCCGGUGUUUCUCAAUGCCCAAUUGCCCCUGGGAAAAGCUUCACUUACAAAUUCCGAGCCGAGCUAUACGGUUCAUCUUGGUAUCAUUCCCACUAUUCCGCUCAGUACGCAGGUGGGCUCUUCGGCCCUAUUGUCGUCCAUGGUCCAAGAAAUGCGGACUACGACGUCGAUCUUGGCCCGGUCAUGGUUAACGACUGGUCACAUAGAGACUAUUAUGCGGUCGUCCAAGAGAUUAUGGGUCCUGGUUCUAACGGACUGACUUCCUCAGACAACAACCUAAUCAAUGGAAAGAUGAACUUCGACUGUUCUACCGUGGACGCCGAUGAUGAGACGCCUUGCACAGAUAAUGCCGGGCUAUCGAAAUUUAUCUUCACACCCGGCAAGACUCACCGUCUUCGAUUCAUCAAUUCUGGCGCGGAGGGUACCCAGCGCAUCUCCAUCGACGGACAUAACAUGACGGUUAUAGCCAAUGAUUUCGUCCCGAUCAAGCCCUAUGACACGCAGGUUAUCACUCUCGGUGUUGGUCAGCGAACCGAUGUGAUUGUGCACGCUCAUGCCGACCCAGGAUCCGCAUUUUGGUUAAGAGCGAAUAUGACAUCUUGUUCCAGCACGAAACAGCCAUUAGCGCUCGCUGCUAUCUAUUACCAAGGCGCCGAUAAUAUUUCUGUUCCAGACAGUACGCCAUGGGACGUUCCAGAUCCAGGCACCUGCGAGAAUGACGACUUGGCACUUACUGUACCUUCUUACCCCAUAGCUCUACCCGAGCCGUCAUGGACCCAACAUAUGGACGUCAGCGCAUACAUUAAUUCGACUGGUAGCUUUCUCUGGGAAUUCGGUGGCGUCGCCGCGAGGGUGGAUUAUAACAACCCAACUCUUCUCCAGGCUCGUCGCAAAGGUGGCUUUGAGUAUACAGCUGAGUCUAACCUGAUAAACUACGGGACAAAUUCAUCCAUUCGGAUUAUAGUUAAUAAUCCCGCACAGUCGGCCCAUCCGAUACACGCGCACGGUUUGCAUAUGUAUGUCCUCGCAACCGGACCUGGUAACUACACCGAAAACGCGCUAUCGAACCUCAAUACGAAAAAUCCCAUGCGUCGCGAUGUACAAAUGGUCGGUGCCUACAGCUACGUCGUUGUGCAGCUAGACGCAUCCAAGAGUCCCGGAAUCUGGCCCUUUCACUGCCACGUCGCCUGGCACUCAUCUGCCGGCUUCUUUUCACAGAUGCUGUUCAAGCCAGACGAGUUGCUUACCCAUCAAUAUGACAUUCCACACGAUGUCAGCCAGACUUGUCGUGACUGGAACGACUUCACCAAUGGCGUCGUCCCGAAUCAAAUCGAUAGUGGGUUGAAAGCGAGAGCGGAGACUGUGAAGCAAGAAAGAAGCGCUACCUUAUUGCGAUGAGCGUUGCAGCGAUAUAAGUGCUUCAACUUUAAUCAACUAGUUGUAUUCUUCGGGCUAAUAUCCGAAGAAACAUCCCUACGCUUUCUUUGUUUACAUAUUGCAUAAUGGCGGCGUCGGGAUCAGAUAAGGGGCUUAAAUACCUCCAUGGUGUGUCGGAUAUUGGAUAAUGGUUAAUGCCAGCACACAGUAACGAAUGGUCUUCGAUGUAAAUAGUUCUUCGCAACUACACGAGCGUCGAGCGAAUGCCUGAAAGAUUAUACAUGUAUCUAAACUUCAGCAACAAUGC